This is a messenger RNA of Habropoda laboriosa, 3227 nucleotides long. Its product is annotated as glycerophosphocholine phosphodiesterase GPCPD1-like. NCBI's taxonomy places the organism in Eukaryota, Metazoa, Arthropoda, Insecta, Hymenoptera, Apidae. The transcript is spliced from 14 exons. Gene Ontology annotation, molecular function: glycerophosphocholine phosphodiesterase activity; starch binding. The record is from RefSeq and is a predicted model, not a curated record. Gene Ontology annotation, biological process: glycerophospholipid catabolic process.
AUUGCGGUGUGGUGUUGUGCCAGUGGGUCGUUUCGUGUCAGUCAAAAAAGUAGUGUUGUGCCGUGAAGAGACGAAUUAUGACAAAUUCAACGAAAAAUAUGGAGCGACUACCUUGGGCAUUCGUUAAAUAACAUGUACUCUUGUGUGAGGUGAAUACCAGGCUGCCAACCAAGUUUUACAAGUAAAACCCACCAAGUUAUCUCGACAGAAUAGAAAAUUAGCUGAUGUGAAUUGAACACACCUUGAAACACAGAAAAUUGAAAGAGAAAAACAGUGAGAAAAAGAAAACAUAGUAAUAUGCAGCGGAUGUGGUUUAUAGAGAACAAAGAGGAGGAGCAAUUCAAGCAGCUAGAGGUGCCACCUGAGACUAGCUUCAUCGAGGUGGCUACUGAACAUACAUCAGACAUGAGGGGAUCCAAGAGGGACUGGAUUUUUAGAGUCCAGGUGCAUACAUUGGAGAAAAAUGAAGUUUUAUAUGUGGUGGGUAAUUUGCCUGAAUUGGGUGCUUGGAAUCACAACCAAGCAAUUCAAUUAUCACAAGAACAUGGCAGUCGGGAUUCUCCUGUACUUUUUGAUAAUAACAGUAGCAGGGAAUUUUAUAAUGACAAUGGACAUAACAAUGCUGGAGAUGGAUUUGGUGAUUUAGAAGAUGAUGGUGGACAAAUAUUUUCCCAAAAAGUUGCACUUCCCAUUGAUGCAGAUAUAGAGUUUCGAUAUUUUGUUGCUGUCAUCUGUCAAUCUAAUGGUACUAAGAAUUCGGCCAAGACUCUCAUUAUACGUAGAUGGGAGACACAUAUGACACCACGCCUUAUUAAGAAGAACACACCUAGCAAUUUCACUAGUGACACAUUGCCAGAUCCAGACAAAUUCGGUUAUUACAAUGGUUAUUGCAAAAUUGAACGCGGUUGGUUGACCGAUGAAACUGUGAUACAAUUUAAGCUUUUUAAUAAUCCAAUUAAACUAUGGAAAAAUCGAUUACAAAAUAGGAAAGUUCACAUUAAAAUGACACCUGUAAAUCUAGUUAGGCACAAUUCCUUAGAAUUGCAGCAAUUUGGAGGCGAUUGUGUAGAUGAUAGUCUUUCUAUGGAUACACAAGAUAUUAUUGAUCAACCUGCCUUUAGUAUUACAGAAAUUGCUGUAAUGAAUGAUGAAGAGGCUCACUUCAAGAUACAAGAGCAAUUUGGCCGAGCUUACAAUGAAGACGAAUUUAUUAUCUUCAAUGUUGCGGUUCGAUAUCCCGAAACUAUCGCAUAUUUAGUGGACUACUACGUGUACAGCUCAAGGUGUUUUCCAGGAGAACCACCAAAUCAUAUUGGUUUCAGCUACAUCUUGCCCAGUACAUUACAAUCUAGUGUUGGGCUUCUAACAGUACCAAUUACAAGCACAAAACAUAGACCAAUUGGGCAACUCACAGUGGAGUUUGUUGUGAUAAAAUCAAUUCCGGAUUAUCCAUGGGAUAUGAGUAUUUCAUAUGCAAAACAUUGGGAACAACGGUGGUCUGGUUUAGAUGUGGGGCACAGAGGAUUGGGUACAUCUUUUCAAACAAAGAACUGUGCUAAUGUACGUGAAAAUACAAUAGCUUCUUUAAAGACUGCAUCGUAUCACGGAGCUGACAUGGUCGAAUUUGACGUCCAAUUGUCUAAAGACCAUAUACCAGUCAUUUACCACGAUUUCUAUGUAUCUAUUUCUUUAAAACGCAAAAAACAAACAGAAGCUAUGGAUAUGCUGGAAAUACCUGUUAAGGAUCUUACAUUAGAGCAGCUACAUUUAUUAAAGGUAAUUUUUAUUUUUUAUAAUCUAACAGAAUUACAUUAAAAGUAAAUGUACUAUUUUGCAUGUCCCUUACGUCACAAAUCCGUACUUCAAGAAUUGGAACAACACGUCGGUUGUAAUAUUGAAAUUAAAUGGACUAUGCAGCUGAAGGACGGCACGUUCGAGCUUAACCAUCCUUUCGACCUCAAUAUGUAUUUGGAUAUUAUAUUGAAAGUCGUUUUAGAAUACGGAGGAGAUAGAAAAAUCGUUUUCUCAUCAUUUAACCCAGAUAUUUGUGCCAUGAUACGUCUUAAGCAAAAUAAGUACCCAGUAGUGUUUUUGACACAAGGUGUGACUUCGAAAUAUCCCACUUACCACGAUCCAAGGUGUCAAACAGUGCCAAUGGCUGUUAGACACGCGUUAGCGGCUGAUAUCUUAGGAAUUAAUGUCCAUACUGAAGAUAUCCUUAGAGAUCCGUCACAAGUUAAAUUUGUAAAGGAUGCUGGAUUAAUUAUCUUUUGUUGGGGGGAUGACAAUAAUGAUAAAGAUACGAUUCAACAUCUGAAGAAACUUGGUUUGCAUGCAGUAAUUUAUGACAAAAUUGAUGAGUACAACGCGAAAGAAGUUAAAGAAAGCAUAUUCCUAGUUGAUGCUAGAGAAAGUCAAAAGACAUUAAUCGCUUUAGCACAAUGCAAUCAAAGUUGUCCACCACAACCUCAAAUUACUAGUCCCCUAGACACAGAGAAGGAUUACUACAUGGACGUCGACAAAUCGCGAAACAUGAUUACGGCUACAUCAACUACAACCUCACUUGAGUCUUUUGGUAAGAAUAGUAUUGAUGGCGAUAAUAUAUAUCCCAUGUCAACCGUUAAAUUAUCAAGUACAUGUGACCAUCAGGAGAGCAAAGAGAUCAGUGAAAUGACGAAAGAUUUCAGCUUUUGUGCGAAUUCUUUUGGCCAGUCCGCAAAAGCAAAAAACAUCUCAGACAUAGUUUGUGGUUCAACGACAACGUUAUCGGAGAUCUACGUAGAAGAUGAGACUGCGGAAGACUGUCUCUGAUGUUUUCCUUUUAAGGAGGCAUUCACGUCAUGGUUUUGACACAAAAGCCGCAAUCUAAAAAAGGACCUAUCACACGAGGAAGGAGAAAGCUGAAGAAAAUCUUUUGUAACUCAUAAUUUACUAUAAUAUUUACAUCAAAGGGGUUAAACAAUUCAAAUUUCCCCAACAGUCCUAGGAUCCGCAAAAUUGGAUCACUUUAACGGCCAUUACACGGAAUGUAUUCAUACACCAAUGCACAAGAAAGACGACCGAUUGUAUUUUUCACAUCAUUUUACCAUUCCUGCAAUCGGUCGAUUUAAUUGACCAUUUUAUAUUAUAUCUUAAAACUCAAUGGCCUUCUUUUAAUGCUAAUCAAGUUCAACGUUGUUUUCUUUAUGGCAGGUAAAUGUCGGAGUUGCAAGUUUUUAGUACAAAUA